GCAACGAGACGAGCCGAGACCCGAACCCGCUGACGCCACCCCUCUUCUUCUUUGGCUGGCCCGCCCCCCUCCCUCUCCCCCUCUCUCUUCCCCUCCACGCUCCGCCCCCCGCGUCUCCGGCGAGAGCUCAGGCCGCGGCCCCGUCGACCCGCGCACCUUCUCCGGGAGAGCGCCUCCUCCACGGGAACAGCGGCCUCGCGGAAGCUCCCUUCUCCGCUCCUUCCAAGGUCUGCGGCGUCGGAUUGGCCUUCAGCUCGAAGAUCUCGAUUUUGUUUCCAAACAAGGAAGGGCUCCUGGUCACAAAUCUCGAUCUGUGGAUUGGUGGGCAGAAAGGCUCACCUUUUAUGGGGCAACCCCGUGAGAAACCCGUGCCAUGACUGGGGCGUCAGGGGAGGAGAGGCAGUAGGAGGAGGAGGUACAGCAGGAGGCAGGAGAAGAAGAGCAGGCAAGGAUAGGAAGGACCAAGGAAAAGGAGAGGAGGGAGCUCUCCAUGGGAGGAGAGCCCCUCCUCACCUCCCUCUCCAUGGAGAACAGCAACAGCCAUCCCUGCACCCUCCUCUCCAUGGACCCCGCGGGGUCGCACCCGGCCUCGGCCGACUCCUCCGGCGGCGGGGGCGGCGUUAACGGGGUUGGCGCCAGUGCUGACAGGGAACUCUUCAUCAUUCCGCGGCACGAGUCUGUGCGUCAAGGCCCGCCGGACAUUAACGUCCCGCUGUCAGCAGACCCCUCCCCGCCGCCUGUGUUGUGGAGCCUUGACACAUUUGACAUUUUCGAUGUCGGCCUUGGCACGCACACUCAUGAGUCUGAGGUUGCGCUGACACUUCCAAAGGCGACUGGCAACGGCAGUGCCGCGGUCGGCGUUGGCGCGAGGAAGUGCGCUAAGAGGGGUGACAGCAUUUGGGGAGCUUGGUUCUUCUUCAAUCACUACUUCAGGCCUGCACUUGUGGAGAAGGCAAAGGAGAAGGUGACGCGGGACGCAUCUGGGAGCAUCUCCGGCUUUGACAAGUCCGAUCUCCGCCUUGAUGUCUUCCUGGUGCAGCAUGACAUGGAGAACUUGUACAUGUGGGUUUUUAAGGAACGGCCUGACAAUGCCCUUGGGAAGAUGCAGCUCCGGAGUUUCAUGAAUGGGCAUUCCAAGCACGGGGAGCCAUCUUUUCCCUUCAGUGCGGACAAGGGCUUUUCAAGGUCGCACCGCAUGCAGCGAAAGCACUACCGUGGUCUGUCCAACCCACAGUGCCUUCAUGGCAUUGAGAUUGUGAAUUCACCAAACUUGACAGCAGUUCCUGAGGCUGACAUGAAGAGGUGGGCUGAACUUACAGGAAGGGAGCUUAAUUUCUCAAUACCAUCUGAAGCCAGUGACUUUGAGUCAUGGAGGAAUCUUCCAAGCACUGAUUUUGAGCUUGAUAGGCCACAGCCAGCAGCAUCAAAGAGUGUCGCACAUACCUCUCAUAAUAAUAAUAAUCACAAGAAGGCACUGAAUGGUUCAGGUCUGAACCUAUCUACACCGCCGUCAUCAGAUGAUGGGAUGGACCUUUCACCAAAGUGCCACAAACGUCGCAAGGACUUCUUUGGUCAUGGCGUAGAAGAGGAUUGUGUGAUGGCCAAUAAUUCCUGUUCCGACAGAGAGCAAGAGGUAGAAGUACACACCGGUGAGCCGUCGUGGAUGCACGACUUCACUGGCGUGGCAAAGCACGCAAGUGGGCCUGUUACUGCUGCCAAGACGAUAUACGAGGAUGAUGAAGGCUACCUGAUCAUGGUGAGCAUGCUCUUAUCCGAUCCACACAGCGUGAAGGUCACCUGGAGGAACACAUUGACGCACGGCGUCGUGAAGAUAACAUGUGUGAGCACCGCCCGCAUGCCCUUCGUCAAGAGGCACGACAGGACCUUCAAGCUGACCGACCCUUCCCCUGAGCACUGCCCUCCCGGUGAGUUCGUGAGGGAAAUACCUCUGGCCACAAGGAUUCCAGAGAACGCAAGGAUCGAGGCGUAUUACGACGAGACCGGUACUGGGCUGGAGAUCAUGGUCCCGAAGCACCGUGUCGGGCCGGAGGAGCAUGAAGUUCAGGUUUGCAUGAGGCCCCCGCAUCUUGGCGACAAUGAUCUCAUUUUAUCAUAAUAGAACAGGAAAGAAAGCAAUUUAGCUUCUUACUAGGUCAUCCGGUGUCAUGCCAUGAGACACCGGAACAUAGCAGCAAAGCUAUCAUCAUGUCCAACUUAUUUGUCUCCCUUAGGCGGAAAAUUACCUCCUCCCCUGUUAAUUCCCCUCUGUACUUUCUUUCUACACAGGUGUUACAUCACUACAUUGGUGGUGAUCCCCUUGACUAUUCCUUUCUGUGAAACAUGGCAAAGCUAAUAGUAGUAUAUAUUCUGUCCCUGUA
Molecule: messenger RNA, 2378 nt
Organism: Hordeum vulgare subsp. vulgare (domesticated barley)
Lineage: Eukaryota; Viridiplantae; Streptophyta; Magnoliopsida; Poales; Poaceae
Exons: 2
Coding region: 491-2116 (541 amino acids)
Source: RefSeq, a predicted model, not a curated record